CUAACGUCAGGCCAUUAUUUAGGAACUAGAGGAAGAAGAAGAAACUCAAGAAACAUAACCCAACUUUUCAAAUUUUAUUGCUUGAUGUCUCGUGAAUUGUGAAUGAAAUAAAUAAACAUAACAUAACGUGCCUAUAAAAAAUGAAAUUCCAAUAUAAGUUUCAAAACCUCUUAGGGACAGUUUACAGAAAUGGUGAUUUGCUAUUUACUCCUGAUGGAAACUCUGUAAUCAGCCCAGUUGGAAACCGAGUGACUAUAUUUGAUUUAAAAAAUAAUAAAUCAACUACAUUACCCGUUGAGAGUAGAUAUAAUUAUACAUCAUUAGAUUUAAGUCCCAAUGGAUGCACAUUGAUAGCUAUAAAUGAAGAAGGCGAAGCACAUAUGAUAAGUCUGAUUUCUCAGACAAUUAUACACAAAUAUAGAUUUAAAAGAAAAGUUAGGUGUGUUAAAUUCAGCCCAGAUGGGAAACAUUUUGCAGUUUGUAAAGAAAAUAAUGUUUUUGUAUUUAAAGCACCUGGUCCCUAUUCCGGUGAAUAUAAUGCUUUCAUAAUGGAACGAGUGUUUCAUGGAGCCUAUGAUGAAACUACCUGCCUUGAUUGGUCUUUUGAUUCCAAAAUCUUAGCAGUAGGAUCAAAGGAUAUGGCAACUAAACUAUAUCCAAUUGAUAAAUACGCAAAUUUUCGGAUAUGCUCCUUGGGUAAUCACACAGAUGCGAUCGUUGGCUGUUUCUUUGAAGAAAACAAUUAUGACAUUACGACAAUUAGUAAAAAUGGUCAAACUUGUAUCUGGGAAUGUAGCAUUGAUCCUAAAGAUUUGGUUCCGUUGGACAUGGUUCCUUCGAAAAAGAAAAAGAGAAACUCUAGUGAAUCUGACGAAGAUGACGUGGAUGCAACUAAAGCUCUGGAAAGAACUGAAGAAGAAAUCACAAAAGCAUUAAGUGAAGUGAACGUAAAUGACGAGGACUCUCAGAAUAAAGACAUCAGCAAACUUUUUUACAAAAGAUUAGCUAGACAUUAUUUGGCCGAUGAUGUAAGAAAGGAAAAUAAAGAGGCAGUCCUUACUUCUGCUGCGUAUCAUAAAAAAACCAAAAUUUUAGUAACUGGGUAUUCUACUGGCGCCUUUUUUAUACAUGAGUUACCCGAUGUUAAUAUCAUACAUUCUCUCAGUAUUUCCGAACAAAAAAUUAGUUCAAUAUCUUUAAACAACACUGGAGAUUGGAUCGCUCUAGGUUGUAGCGGAUUAGGGCAGUUAUUAGUUUGGGAGUGGCAAAGUGAAACGUACGUUUUAAAACAACAAGGUCACUCAAACAACAUGUCUUGCAUUACAUACUCGACUGAUGGACAACUUUUGGCAACCGGUGGCGAAGACGGUAAAGUAAAAUUGUGGAAUAUUCAUUCUGGUUUUUGUUUCGUGACAUUUAGUGAACAUACCAAUGCUGUCACUGCAGUGGCUUUCAGUGGAAAUAAGAAAUUUUUUGUAUCUGCUUCCCUCGAUAGUACCGUAAGAGCAUUUGAUAUUAUAAGGUAUCGUAAUUUUAGAACGUUUACUUCAACCAGACCUGUUCAGUUUUCUUGCGUAGCUGUCGAUAGUAGUGGAGAAUUUGUAGCAGCUGGUGGUCAAGAUAUAUUUGAAAUUUACUUAUGGUCUGUCAAAACGGGUAGACUUUUGGAAAUGCUCGCUGGACAUGAAGGACCUGUAUCCAGCUUAGCCUUCAGUCCUACAUUAACCAGUACUGUAAUGGUAUCUGUAUCGUGGGAUAAAACUAUGAAAAUAUGGGAUACUAUUGAAAAAGGUUCUGCUCAUGAAACAGUUAUGUUGGCUUCUGACGGAAUAAGCUUAGCUUUUAAACCAGACGGUCAGGAAGUAGCAGUAGCAACUUUGAACGGUCAAAUAUCCACUUUCAAUCUACGAACUUCCCAACAAGUCGCAUCGAUAGAAGGAAGAAAUGAUUUGGGAAGUGGGAGAUCUGAAACUGACCUUAUAACUGCCAAAAAAUCGUUAGAAGCCAAGUCGUUCACAAGUCUGUGUUACUCUGCUGAUGGAGAGUCUUUAAUAGCUGGAGGCCAAUCAAAAAAUGUCUGCAUUUACAAUGUUAAAGAGGCAUUGAUUCUUAAAAAAUUCGAAAUUACACAGAACAGAUCUUUAGAUGCAGUUGAUGAUUUCAUAAACAGAAGAAAGCUUACAGAAUUCGAUAAUAUUGCUUUGAUUGAAGAAAGGGAAGAAACAGAAGGUGGAAACGUUAGCAUUAAAUUACCAGGUGUACGCAAAGGUGACAUGUCAGCAAGAACCAUAAAACCCGAAGUUAGAGUAUUUUCUUUGCAAUUUUCACCAACAGGCCAAACUUGGGCAGCGGCCACUUCGGAAGGGUUGCUUUUGUAUGGUUUGAAUAAUUCCUAUAUGUUCGACCCUUGGGAUCUACAGAUUGGUAUUACUCCCAAAGCUAUCAAAGACUAUAUACAUGAUAAUGACUAUGGCAAUGCUCUAAAGAUGGCGUUGAAGUUAAAUGAAACAAACCUAAUACAGGAAGUCAUUGAAAGCGUUCCCAUCAAAGAUAUUGAAUUAUUGGUUGGAGAUCUAGAAGAAAAAUAUAUCCAACGGUUACUAGUUGUUAUAGCAACUUUUUUGGAGAAUUCAAGGCAUUUGGAAUACUAUGUUUGCUGGGCGCGGCAUGUUCUGACAUUUCACGGUCCAAAAAUUAAUGCUCAAAAAAUAUUGCCCACAUUGUUAGCUCUUGAAAAAAGUCUUUUAAGGAAAAAUGAACAAAUUUCAAAAAUUUGUGAUUUUAAUAAAUAUACCUUACAGUACGUGGCACAUUUGGGCGAGACUUUAAGUAAAAAAGAAAACAACGAACCCAAAAUGGAAGUCGAUAGCGAGGAAGAAAACGAUUUAGAAAUUCGAGAACCUUCUGAUGAAGAAAUUGAUUAGUUUUUAUUUUAUUUUAAAAUUUUAUUAAAGCAACUGUUAGCAAACUAAAAA
Molecule: messenger RNA, 2975 nt
Organism: Psylliodes chrysocephalus
Lineage: Eukaryota; Metazoa; Arthropoda; Insecta; Coleoptera; Chrysomelidae
Source: the annotation of a GenBank genome assembly